AUGGCCGAUGCUGUAAAUUCAACAUGGGAAUUAAGUCAUUGGGAGCAGAAAUCCCUGAAGAACGGAUAUCUUCCCAAGGAGGACCCCGAAUGUAAGGGGAGCAGCAGCAGCAAAUAUUGUUAUUCAAACUUACUAAAGAAAGGCGAGUCCUCCUGGGGACAGUUGAGUGGAUGGAUGAACAGCAAAUUGUUAACCUCAAAUUCUGAUCUAUGGGGGAAUAAGUUUAAUCCUGGAGCAGGGACAAAACUGAAGGCUGCUGAUGGGAAGUCAUGGGAUUGGGGAGGAAUUGUGCAUAAAGUCAUGCAGAAGAUACAGGAUAAUCUCCUAGUAAGAAACGAAGACCCAAAAGGUAGCAGAUUAUGGGGCAAACAGGACUGGUAUGAAGUAUUAGGGACGGAACACAAUCAAAAUAGCAGGUGGGAUAAGAGUCAAAGGGCCAGACAAGUUUUAAUGGUGAUAGUCUGCAUAAUCACAGGGUUAACACAUUCAGAUACCACUGCAGGAUUAAGAUACCCAAGGCGGGAAGAAUUGUGUGAACGAGUCGAUAGAGGUCUGAUGGUUAGAGAAGAACAUUGGGACCGAUGGAAAAGUUCAGGGGGGAAAGUGAGCGAGGGAAGGAAGUGUGAGAGUAAGGGGGAGGGGCAUUAUGAGAAUUGUGAAGAUGCAAGUUUGAGUUUAAUAGCCACAGUAUAUGAUGGUCUAUCACAAUUAUGUACGGAUUGUGGACCCUACAGUAUGAACCAAUGGAUUGAACUAUCAAAGGAUCCUCCCCGUAGAGGAGGUCGGAGGUAUUGUAAACUGACGCAAGGGAUAUUAGAGUGUGAGAAGGAACGGAAGGAGGGGGUGAGUGAACCUGUCUUAUGGAUAGACCCCUUAGGAGCAUUAGCCGAAGGCGCAAAGAUAAAAGCAGAUGUCGGGCGGGAACGAGCCCAACUGGAUAGUCGUAGUGAAGACUCAAGCGUUAAGCAAGGGGCACCGAUGUUAGAUGGAAAGUGUACCAACAACCACUUAUUAGGGUGUAAACCAUCUGACAACGGGCACGCGAGUUCUAAGGCACAGAAGUAUACGAGUCAUCGCUCAACAGACAAUGAAGGGUCUAGAGGUCAAGUAUCCGUAGAGCCAAAAUCAAGCCCAAACGGCGCCGCAAAAGGGGCAACUCAGAGCGAGAGGGUUCCUUCUGCAGAUCUUUCUGGGAGACAGACCAAGGCCGUAUCAGUAGAAUUAUCAAGAAAGAAGGAUGGAUCCAGGGAAAGUGCAACCUCCAACAAGGAUACCCACUUGACCAUAUCGAAUCCCGCCUCUGACCUGAGUCCCCAGGCCGAGGAACGUGGCCUUACCAUUCCAGGAGGUCUGGGAACCCUUAUAGGAGGUAUAUUGAGCAUUCUAUUACUUGGGGGAGCUGCGGCAUAUGGCAUAUUCAGGAUUUGGGGCAGACCAAGGCGUAAGGACAAGAGAAAAGAGGCCUUCGGAAGGAAGGACAAAGUGUGUUAUGGUAUGGGCGGCGCCGCAGGGGAAGGAAGGAUCAAUAUCUCAGUCAUUCCUUUUCCGGCCUAG
Plasmodium inui San Antonio 1 is the source of this 1554-nucleotide messenger RNA. RefSeq lists its product as hypothetical. The record is from RefSeq and is a predicted model, not a curated record. Bases 1 to 1554 code for a protein of 517 amino acids. Lineage: Eukaryota; Apicomplexa; Aconoidasida; Haemosporida; Plasmodiidae. The transcript has a single exon.